Molecule: messenger RNA, 2019 nt
Organism: Zingiber officinale
Lineage: Eukaryota; Viridiplantae; Streptophyta; Magnoliopsida; Zingiberales; Zingiberaceae
Product: glycosyltransferase BC10-like
Exons: 11
Coding region: 625-1800 (391 amino acids)
Cellular component (GO): membrane
Molecular function (GO): glycosyltransferase activity
Source: RefSeq, a predicted model, not a curated record
AAACAAAAAAGGGAGCGAGAUCUAACCACAAAAACGAGCAUUGGAUCGAAAUCCCCCGCUCUUGUUGAAGAGCGAGCGAGCAAGCCGACGACGGCGGUUGCCUCGCCGCCCUCCUCCUCCUCCUCCUCCUCCUCCCCCUGCUUCGCCUUCACGACCACCACCAACACGAAGUUUAAAAAGGAUUGACGCGGACGAGGCGGCGAAGAAGGAAGAAAAGUCUCUCUUUUUAGGAAAAAAAAAAUAUUGCUUGCCGGGGAGAAGAGUGGUAGAAAAUGUGAAAGCUGCUGAUUUUUGACCAUUUCAAUGGUUCUUUGAAAUCUGGCCAGCUUAUAUUAUUCGGGAUCUCUCUACCUUCUGCCCUUCCUCUCUCCGUUUCCAGUCCUCGUUGUAGAUCUCGUGGCUCCCCAAGCUGACUCUCCCCCUCCGUUGCUGCCUGCUGGAUCUUUGCCCCAGGGCAACCUCCUUUGACUCUCAGUGCAGUAGAUUCUCUUGGAUGAUAGAACUUGCAUGCUACAAUCUUGAUUCCAGUGUGUCGUGGUUAUUUUUAGUAUUCAAUUAAGUGGUCAUCGUUAAUGAUGAAUAGUCUGUGAUAAUAUUUUUGGACUCUUGUUUGGGAAGAACAAUAUGAAAAUGCCUGAAGCAUGGCAUUUAGGCAAUGGGAAGGUGCAAACCAUGCCAUUAGUACGCCACAGACCAACUUCAAAACGACCUCAAUGGAUCCUCAUCUUGAUAUGCAUGGUGUGUGUAGCCUUAAUUGGGACAUAUGUUUAUCCCCCUCGCCGGUAUUCUGCUUGUUACUUCUCUGCUUCAAGUGUUUGUAAUCCCUUUAAGGAUUGGUUACCUCCUGUGCCCCGUGUUCAUACGGAUGAAGAGGCUGCUGCACAUGUUUUUAUCAAGGAAAUUCUCUCCAUGCCAUCUAUUGAGCCAAAAAAUCCCAAAAUAGCUUUCAUGUUCUUGACUCCUGGCUCACUGCCCUUGGAGAAACUCUGGGAGAAAUUCUUUCAGGGUCAUGAUGGGAGAUUCUCCAUUUAUGUGCAUGCAUCACGUGAAAAGCCAGUCCACGUGAGCCCUUUUUUUGUGGGAAGUGACAUUCGAAGCGCAAAGGUUACCUGGGGAAAGAUUUCUAUGGUUGAUGCAGAGAAGCGGCUUCUAGCAAAUGCACUUCAAGACCCUGAUAAUCAGCACUUCGUAUUACUUUCUGACAGCUGUGUUCCUCUUCAUAACUUUGACUAUGUCUACAACUAUCUGAUGGCAACAAAUGUCAGCUUCAUUGACAGUUUCUGGGAUCCUGGCCCUCAUGGAAAUGCAAGGUAUACUGAGCAUAUGCUACCCGAAAUUGAAGAAAAAGACUUCAGAAAGGGUUCCCAGUGGUUCACAAUGAAGCGGCGACAUGCCUUAAUUGUCAUGGCAGACAACCUUUACUAUACAAAAUUCAAGCUCUUUUGCAAGCCAGGUUUUGACAGUCGCAAUUGCUAUGCUGAUGAACAUUAUCUCCCAACUCUAUUAACGAUGGUGGAUCCUACUGGAAUUGCUAAUUGGUCAGUGACACAUGUGGAUUGGUCAGAAGGGAAGUGGCAUCCAAAAGCAUACCGCGCUCAAGACAUCAGUUACGAGCUCUUGAAGAACAUAACAUCCAUUGAUGAGAAUUUCCAUGUCACCAGUGAUGAAGAGAAAUUUAUAAGCCGGAAACCUUGCCUGUGGAAUGGAAUGAAGAGACCAUGCUAUUUGUUUGCGAGGAAAUUUUAUCCCGAAGCUGUCGACAAUCUGAUACAACUAUUCUCCAGUUACACAGUUAUAUAGCAUAUCAACUCAGUUACCAUUCUUUUGGGUGUUAUCUUGCCUCCUACAUCAUAUCUUCUUCGCUUUGAAGCAUUCAAAUGACUGGGAAAUAUUUUUCUACGAUUGAGGUGGCUAACUGAUACACUGCACAGUGGGUAUUAGAUUGUGAUAAGUUGGAUCGAUUCUUUUGUAAUUCUGAAACAGUUUGAAGGAAUGCCAAUUAGGAUUAGGCUUACGAAA